Messenger RNA from Epithele typhae, 330 nucleotides. RefSeq lists its product as uncharacterized. NCBI's taxonomy places the organism in Eukaryota, Fungi, Basidiomycota, Agaricomycetes, Polyporales, Epitheliaceae. The annotation marks the transcript as partial. The transcript has a single exon. The record is from RefSeq and is a predicted model, not a curated record.
ACGAUUGGAAUCAUGGUGAAGCAAUGGCUCAAAGAGUACAACACCGGGCUGUACGGGUUCUCCGCACCAAUCACACGACGCCGCAUCUACCGGCUCUCGACCCUCGAAAAGGCGUACAUUCCUGCUAUCAUCUCGCUUGUGCCUCUCCUUCUGAUCGCCGCCGUCAUUCUCUUCUUCGCCGGCCUCCUCGUCCUCCUCUUCCACUCCGACGUCUUCGUCUUCUCCGCCACUGCGACGUUCGUUGGGAUGCUCAUGCUUUUUAUUAUCUUCACAACGGUCAUCCCCUCGAUGGAUCCAUCAAUGUGUUACUUUUCGCCUCAAUCCAGGGCC